Molecule: messenger RNA, 564 nt
Organism: Coniophora puteana RWD-64-598 SS2
Lineage: Eukaryota; Fungi; Basidiomycota; Agaricomycetes; Boletales; Coniophoraceae
Exons: 1
Biological process (GO): canonical NF-kappaB signal transduction
Source: RefSeq, a predicted model, not a curated record
UAUGACGAGGAUCUGGAGCGAUGGAUGAGGCAGGAUCUCGACAAGCAGCGGCGGGAGAAGGAAAGGGAGAAGGAGCGGAGCAAGCUCGUCCAGGAGGAAGUUUCGCGGAUACAAGACCGUGUGCGGCAGCGGAGGGACAACGAGCGGCAGCGUUUCGCGGAGGAACGGAAGCGGGACGUAGAACUUGCGAAAGCAAAGACCCAAGCAAAGAAGGCAGAGACGGACAGAGCGAUCUCAAAGGCGUGGAUCGAGUACGAGGCGCGGUGGGCCACGUUCAUGACUCUCAAGAACGAGCCGGUAUCAUUCUCGACUAUCCCUUGGCCUCUGCUGAUCCCUCCAACUUGCACGGAUGAUAUCUCGCCAGACGAUAUCGAUGCCUUCGUCCUUUCCUCAUCCCACUCGCAAGAGCAGACGCGGAAAGACAGGCUUCGAUCCGCCCUUCUUCAAUGGCACCCAGAUCGCUUUCGGCGAAUCCUCUCUCGUGUGCCUGUUCAAGAGAGAGACGAUGUUAUGGAGGGCGUAGGUAUAGUUGUGAGAUGCCUGAAUGCUCUCAUGGCAAGGGAG